GAACUCCACUGAGAGGACAAGUCUUUGCCCCCAGUGUCAGGUUAGCUGAGAAUGCGUUUGUCCAAAGCCCUAGCAGACAUGGAGAUGGCAGACUAUAGCGAGGCCCUGGACCCAGCCUACACCACCCUGGAGUUUGAGAACAUGCAAGUGCUCGCCAUGAGCACAGACUCCUCACCAGCUGAGAGUGCCAACAUGAAUGCUGGCAACCACCUGGGUGCAGGUACCCUGUGCGCCAUUUGUGGGGACCGGGCAACCGGCAAACACUAUGGAGCCUCCAGCUGCGAUGGCUGCAAGGGCUUCUUCAGACGCAGCGUACGCAAAAACCACAUGUACUCCUGCAGGUUCAACAGACAGUGCAUAGUGGACAAAGACAAGAGGAACCAAUGCAGAUACUGUAGGCUAAAGAAAUGCUUUCGAGCCGGGAUGAAGAAAGAAGCUGUACAGAAUGAAAGAGAUAGAAUCAGCACCAGGAGGUCCAGCUAUGAAGACAGCAGCUUACCGUCCAUCAACGCACUCAUCCAAGCUGACGUCCUCUCCAGACAGAUCUCCUCUCCAGGACCCAUCAUCAAUGGUGACAUCCGAACAAAGAAGAUGGCCACCAUCACAGAUGUGUGCGAGUCUAUGAAGCAGCAGUUGCUGGUGCUAGUAGAGUGGGCAAAAUACAUCCCGGCCUUCUGCGACCUCCCCCUGGAUGACCAGGUUGCUUUGCUGCGAGCUCAUGCGGGGGAACAUCUCCUUCUUGGAGCAGCCAAGCGCUCCAUGCUGUACAAGGACCUGUUACUACUAGGUAAUGACUACAUAAUUCCUCGGAAUUGCCCAGAGCUGGAAGUGAGUCGGGUAACGGUGAGAAUUCUCGAUGAGCUGGUCCUUCCUUUCCAGGAGCUCCAAAUAGAUGAUAACGAAUAUGCCUGCUUGAAGGCUAUCGUAUUCUUUGAUCCAGAUGCCAAAGGUCUAAGUGAUCCAAGCAAGAUCAAACGGAUGCGGUACCAGGUGCAGGUUAGCUUAGAGGACUACAUCAACGACCGGCAGUACGACUCGAGGGGACGAUUCGGAGAGCUUCUCCUCCUCCUGCCUACGCUACAGAGCAUCACCUGGCAGAUGAUUGAGCAAAUCCAGUUCGUUAAGCUGUUUGGGAUGGCCAAGAUAGACAACCUCCUCCAGGAGAUGCUUCUAGGAGGCUCUGCAAACGAGGCCCCCCAUGCUCCUCCAUCUCUACACCCACACCUGGUCCAGGAGCACCUCAGCAACAAUGUUAUUGUGACUGCCAGCAUGGCCACUCCAGUUCACAAUGGACAGAUGUGUAAGUUCCUGAACCCAAACCUUGACCAGGUUGAACACAGAUUGGCUAGAGAUGUGCUCUCUUCAGUGUACAAGCCCACUCUCUGAGGCAGAGUCAGCCACUCCUGAAACUCCAAUCCCUUCUCCUCCACCAGCCUCCAGCUCUGAGCACUACAAACUGGCCCAGGGGGUCAUAGCGACAGUGCCCAAACAGCCAACGGCCAUCCCUCAGCCCACAAUCACCAAGCAAGAGACCAUCUGAAUGCCAUCACGAAACAAAGAAUAUGGUGUAUUGUGCAUUAGCACUAGCGAACCACACUUCAACAAGAGGCUGCUUCAUAGAUCCUUGGACAAAACUAGGUAGUUAUAAUUUUGAAGUAGCCAUUAGCAAAACAUUCAGUAGCAAUUUGCAUUGGUCUCUUUGUGAAGCAUGUGCUCAUGGUAUGAGCAUCUGCAAAACGGCAUAAUGUAAAGUACAUUUCAGGUUUUUCUCCUCCUUUUUUGUAAAAACUAAAAGUGAGCAACAAACGAAAACCCCUAUCAUAUAUAAUGGCAUGUAGGCCAGAAGAACAGUCAAAGACCUCAGGAGUGAACAGUAACUAUACUGUGGAUGAAGCCUGAUUUUACAAAUUUCAUCCUCAUUUAUAGGCUAAUGUCUUUCUAAACUAGUGGAACAUAUUUAUACUCCCCUUGGAGACAGAUUUCAUUGAGUCGGAGAGGAUGGUUAGCAGAGUUUAUAUUGUUAUUUUAAGAAUAAUAAAUGUUACAACAAGGCCUUGGUAAGAGUUAGAUGUUUAUGUUGUACAGUAUUUUAAUGACCAACGUGACCUGACUGAUUUCUACAGUACUUAAGAAUAGGCUACAUGACAUUGUUUGUGCCUUGGAAAUUUUAUAAUUUGUGUAAACUGCUCAUUAUUAGGUGUUCAGAGUUAUAUGCAUCUUGUUUUUUUUCCUCUGAUGUAUUAUAGAUUAAUGUAAAUCUCAUGGCUUCUGCUUUUUCUUGUGAACAGAAAAUAUAUAUUGUGACAUACUUUAUAAAAUAAUACAUAUGUUCCAGAUAUCCAGUCUUUAUGUCUAUUGGGAUGGAAACAAAUGUUUAAAUAUACUGCUUUACCCCAGGACUCCAUCACUAAGGAGUGACAUCUAUUUUCUGUGAGAAUAGCAAAGAGGGUUUGGAUGUUUGUCACUGAAGUAGAUAGCCAUAUGUUUGUAUGUGUUAGUGUAGACAUUGCUGUUUGGUGACUUCUCAGCGAGCAAAAAAAGUGCCUUGCCAUACCUUCAGGGAGAAGGAUGAUUUCAACCUUGCAGUGUGAACUGAUAUUAAAUGUCAAGGUUAUAUUUUUACAUAAACAUGUGCAGCCUAUUUAUUUUAUAUUAUGUAUAGUAUUUUUUGCCAUGUGUUUCUUAAUUUGUUCAUUAGGGCUGCCACGAAUGUUCUCCAUGUUCUCCAUGAAUCAGCAUAAAGAUUAGUUUGCUAUUUCAUUGACAAACAGGGUGUCUGCAGGUCAUUAUAACUAUUUGCAAAUUCUCCACAAGCACCACUGAAAGAGAGGAAACCCAUACCAGCAGGAUCCCACAAAUGCACAUAUGUUUUUAGUGCAUUUAAAUUUCAUAUACAUUAAGUUAAAUUUGUUGUUACAAAUUGCAUGUAUGUGAAGUAAAAGGCUUUGUUUAA
Messenger RNA from Colossoma macropomum (tambaqui), 2953 nucleotides. It is a transcript of the gene hnf4a, whose product is annotated as hepatocyte nuclear factor 4, alpha. Bases 52 to 1386 code for a protein of 444 amino acids. Gene Ontology annotation, molecular function: nuclear receptor activity; RNA polymerase II cis-regulatory region sequence-specific DNA binding; zinc ion binding. The record is from RefSeq and is a predicted model, not a curated record. Gene Ontology annotation, biological process: cell differentiation; positive regulation of transcription by RNA polymerase II; anatomical structure development. The transcript is spliced from 10 exons. Lineage: Eukaryota; Metazoa; Chordata; Actinopteri; Characiformes; Serrasalmidae.